Sabethes cyaneus is the source of this 1812-nucleotide messenger RNA. RefSeq lists its product as uncharacterized. The record is from RefSeq and is a predicted model, not a curated record. The coding region runs from base 627 to 1106 and encodes 159 amino acids. Lineage: Eukaryota; Metazoa; Arthropoda; Insecta; Diptera; Culicidae. The transcript has 2 exons.
GGCAGGAGGCCCGGCAGGUCAGGUUUGCUUUGCCAUGCCAUGCCACACAAAUCCGUUCGCCGUCCCAUCGCUCGUCGUGUUCAACAAAACAGAGAGCGAGCGUACGGCCGCGUCGUCGCGUCGUAUAGGUGCGCGCUUCGUUGGUAGUGGAGCAGCUACUGCUAGCAAUGGUUCCACGGGUUUCACAUAUAUCUCGCUGUUCACUUUCAAUAAGCGUCUCAGUCGGUAGAGUUGGACGAAACGAACAUUUGCGAACCAAACGCAUCAAAGUGGAGUGCUUUAUUUUUUUUGCUGUGCAGACAUUUUCCCAAAUAAAAGAACAAUAAUUUUAUUGUGCUCAAAAAAGAUUGAAUUGUUAGAAGAAUUGUGCAUAGGAAGAGAUCUAAUUUAGAGUUCUUCAAAACAUUUUGAUAUUCGGUAGUGAAACCAGAUACUCUAUUACACAGUGAAGCACUACAACGCAAAAUCCUUCGAAGCUUGAGCUCAAGAACUCAACCUAGGUCGUGCGUUCAUUCAACCGUGUGCAUGUAGAGUGAGGUAGAAAACUGGGCAAAACCUAUCAGUCCUGCUUCAAUUUGGCUUCAAUUCGGUAGCAGCAGCAAAGCCUCACCACGUUCUCCCACAGGAUGGAUGUGUACUACAUGAGCGACAGUAUCCAGUAUGGUUCCUUCCGGAAUCCACUGUACCGGGACUAUGAGAAGUUCCCGUAUGGAACACUGGAGAACCCGCUCAAUACUCCGCCCAAGAGCAGCCACCAUCUGCAGCAGCAGCAGCAGCGGAAUGGCGCCUAUACUGUGGCUCAAGAAAAAUCCAAAACAAAGACCACUAAGGAAUCGUGCCCCUUUUGCAAGGAGCAAAAGAAGCGACCCCUCGGGGCGUACAUGCGCAAGCGUGGCCAGCGCAUCAACAGUGAAAGUAUCUCCGAAGAUGUCGAAGAGUGCCAGGAGGAGGAGCAGGGAAGUGGCACCGAAACGUCCCCUGCCGGAAGCCCGACCAACAUCGAGCUGGCCUCGCACAACCAUCACUACCAUCAUGGACAAGCGCACCGCAGCGUAGUCAGCGGACGCUACUCGCGCCAGGAUUCGCAGGACAGCGAUGGCAAAUGAAAUCCCUCGGCCGGGAUAUGAUGGUGUAUUGGAUUUGUUGCAUCCCCCGAAAUAUCAAUGCAGAAUUUUGUUUAAUUUUUCAAACCUUAUAUAUUACGUUAGAGUUAAUCCAAACAGUCCCCUAGUUUUAAGUGUUUAGCAUUAUAUAUCAGUAAACAUACACUGAUCGUAUUGAUCGGCAUCGUAGGAAAUCGUGGAAGACAUUUUUGUCUGAACGCAAGACACAAGGAACACUAUACCCAGUUGUUGCGUUGAUUCCUCGUACAAACGGAGUAUUGCCUUAGCUCGGAGCUGGUUUUAAGAUGGAAUCCAAGCAUUGCAAAUAUCUUCUAAACAUUGUGCAGGAGAGAUACAUCGAACGUGGUGUGAGAAAAAGACUGAUCUUUUAUAACCUUGCGAAUAAGGGAAAAGAAAUAUUUAAUAAAAUGUUCGCAACCAUCAGGAAUCAUUUAUCCACUCUAUUGGGUAACAAAACAUAAACACUGCUUGGAUUUAGCAUUUCUUGUUUUUUCUUUUCGUGAAGUUUGAAUCAACCUAUACUUUAUAUCUAACAUUGUUCACAUGAAGGUUGCCUUUUAGGCGGUAAAUAUAUUGAGGAUUACUAUCCGGUAUUCAUGUGCGGCUUUACUAAAAAUAUAAAUGAAUCGAUUAUAUGUUAUAACAUAAGCGUGAGAAAGCUUCAAUAUUGUAUUAGAGACAUAUAACA